AUGUACGAACGGCACAAGAGGCGAUACAGCCUGUGCGACAUUUCCAAGGUGGACAGGACUGUAGAUGUUGUGUUGUUAAAGAUAAACCGUGAGAGCUGGUGUCCACUGGAGCCAUGUCCCAACCCCUCCCUGCUGGAGCGCAAGCGCACACGGGAGUCUCCAGAAUGUGACAACUUCUUGGAGGAUGGGCUGAGCAGAGUGUGUGCCUCAUCACAGGGUGGUCUUAAAAGAGAGUCUGGGAGUGAAUCUGACCUCUUCCCCUUGACUGGUGAUGGGAUGGAAGACCUUGUCUUUGGGAAGCCUGAGGAGGAGCAGUCUGUGUGCGAUGUCACCAGCUCCAGCUCCUCUGCAGAUGACACCAUGUCCCUGGAGAGGAACUCAUCCCUGGGCAGCGACACAUCCCUCCCCUUCCCACCCACGGGGAGCUUCAGCCAGCCCAAGGACAGGCACAGCCUGGAUGGCAGCUGCACCAACAUGGUAUCCUCAGAGGGAGGAGAGAAGGAAGAGGAGCUGGACAGCAUCACGGACGUGCCCGCUCCUUCCUCCGUCCUGCGCAGCUCCAUGCGGCCGCUGUCUCCUUUCCGUCGGCACAGCUGGGGCCCGGGCAAGAACGCCACCAACGAGGCAGAAAUCAAUCAGAGGAGUUACAGCCUAGAGGGCCUUGCUGGAGACUCUGGUGAGAACAAGAAGCCCUCUACAAACCUGGAGGCUUCUUCUCUGAGCUCCAAAGACCUCAGGAGAAGUCCACUUGCCAGCAAUCAGUCCCUGGUCCUGCUCACUGAGGAGCUCGAGCAAGGAGAAAUCAGAGACUACAACCACCAGGUGCAUCAGACCUCGCAGCCUAAAGGAUUUAACUUCUGUUCUUCUGCUGUUUCAUCUCCACUGACCAAAUCCAUGUCUCUGAUGUCAAUUAGCAAACCAGUGCUCGACACCCAGGGCCGGACUCGACCAUCGAGACGAAUCUCCUUCUCCUUCAGCAUCUCUCCACUCAUUCCUAAGUCUAAAACUCUCUUUUCUAUUGGCUCUUCUUCCAGUGAUGAGGAGGAGGAGUUGGAUAGUGCGCAGUCGUUCGGCAGCUCCAUGGGCUCCUCAGUGCAGAGCAUAUCUGAAGAGAGCAGCAGUGUCCCUGCUGGUAAAGGUGUAACAAAAGUCAGCCGCACCUUCAGCUACCUCAGGAAUAAAAUGUCCAGCAGCAAGAAGAGCAAAGAAAAAGAGAAAGAUAAAGAGAAGACUAAAGAGAAGGACAAAGAUUCCAAGGAGAAGGAAAAAGAUAAGAAGCUGUUAAAUGGACAUCUCUUCACUGCAACCACCGUUGUAGCCCAGGCAACCUGUUACCACUGUAUGAAGCCUUUCAAUAAGGAUUCGUACUACUGUGCAAACUGUAAUGCAAUUGUUCACAAAGGCUGUAAGGAGAGUUUUGCUUCUUGUGCAAAGGUCAAAAUGAAGCCACAGAGAGGGAUGCUGCAGGCACACGAUACCUCUUCAUUACCCACAGUAACCAUGAGAAACAAAAGCUCGCAGCCGAAGGAGCGCCCGCGCUCCGCGAUCCUCGCUCCCGACGAAAGCACCGUCACCUCCACCUUCAGCAACAGGAGAUCACAGCAGCCCACUGCGCUCUCCAAAAGUGUCUCCAUACAGAACAUUGCAGGAGUUGGGAAUGAUGACAGCUUAAUACACACUUGGAAAUUCCUGUCACAGUCAACAGACUCUUUACAUAAAAUCAGCCGGGUUAAUGAAUCCAUGGAGUCACUGGUUGAUGAAGGUGCAGACAUGAAUGAAGGACAGCUCAUGGGAGACCUGGAGUUAGAUUCCAAGCAGCUGGAGGCAGAGUCCUGGAGCCAAGUAGUGGACAGCAAGUUUCUACAGCAGCAAUGCAAAGAUGUUGUCAAACGGCAGGAUGUGAUUUACGAGCUAAUGCAGACAGAAAUGCACCACGUCCGCACCCUGAAGAUCAUGAACGAUGUGUACAGUGCAGCCAUGUUAAAGGAGCUGCAGUACGACCAGCAAGUCGUGGACAAGAUCUUUCCCUGCCUGGAAAACCUGCUGCACAUCCACAGUCAGUUUUUCCAGCGGAUUCUGGAAAGGAAGAAGGAGUCACUGGCAGACAAAAGUGAAAAGAACUUUGUUAUCAGGAGGAUAGGUGACAUCCUAGUGAAUCAAUUCUCUGGGGAGAAUGCUGAGAGAAUGAAGAAAACGUAUGGCAAAUUCUGCGGGCAUCACAACGAGGCCGUCAGUUACUUCAAAGAUCUUUACUCAAAGGACAAGCGCUUUCAGGCAUUUGUCAAGAAAAAAAUGAGCAGCUCCCUGGUGAGGCGUCUUGGGAUUCCUGAAUGUAUCUUGUUGGUAACGCAGAGAAUCACAAAGUACCCAGUACUUUUACAAAGGAUACUGCAGUACACCAAAGAGAAUGAAGUGGAACAUGAAGACUUGACUCAGUCAUUAAACCUCGUUAAAGAUGUGAUUGCUGCAGUCAAUAGCAAAGUCAGCAAUUAUGAAAAGAAAAUGCGUCUUGGGGAGAUUUACAGCCGGACGGACAGCAAGUCCAUCAUGAGGAUGAAGAGUGGCCAGAUGUUUGCAAGAGAGGACUUGAGGCAUAGGAAACUCAUCCGAGAUGGGCCUGUUUCACUAAAGAACUCAGCUGGCCGGUUAAAAGAAGUCCAGGCUGUUCUCCUCUCUGACAUGCUCGUGUUCCUUCAGGAGAAGGACCAGAAGUAUGUCUUUGCGUCACUGGACCAGAAAUCCACUGUGAUCUCUCUGAAGAACUUAAUUGUACGAGAAGUGGCUCAUGAAGAGAAGGGUUUGUUCCUGAUCAGCAUGGGUGGAAAGGAUCCUGAAAUGGUGGAAGUCCACGCCAGCUCCAAAGAAGAGCGCAGCGGCUGGAUACAGAUCAUUCAGGACACAAUGCACACCAUGGAUAGAGAUGAAGAUGAAGGAGUCCCUUGUGAGUCUGAGUUGGAAAAGAAAUUGUCCGAUGCAAAAUUGAGAGGACUGAAAGAACAACUUCAGCAGAAGGAUAAACAGAUCCUGCUCUUGCUGGAGGAGAAGACGAAGAUCUUCCAGGACAUGGCAGACAGUUCUGUGCAGGAGGAGAUGCCAGGCUCCAGGCUGCUCUUCAGAGCCAACACGGAAGAGGCUCCAAAAGGAGAGGCAAUCAUGAAAACUGCAAUAAAUGAAGUUGAACUGCUGCAAGACCUGGUGAACAGGAGCCUGGGCACUGCCCUCGGACAGCAGCUCAGCAGCACUGCCAUGGAUCAGGAGGGAGGAGUUGGCCCCAUCUCACUGCCUAGAAGGGCAGAAACUUUUGGAGGAUUUGACAGUCAUCAGAUGAAUGCCUCCAAGGGUGGAGCAAAAGAUGAGGGCGAUGAUGCUCAGGACCUUCGGAGAACAGAGUCAGACAGCAUUUUAAAGAAGGGUGGAAAUGCUAAUUUGAUGUUCAUGCUGAAAAGGAAUAACGAGCAGGUCCUCCAAACCAUUACCAGCCUCCAUAAGCUGCUCAGUGCUUUACAGGGUGUGGUGCUGCAGCAGGACACCUACAUCGAGGACCAGAAGCUGGCUCUGAGCGAGAGGGCUCUGAGCCGAAGCUUCUUCCGACCCCUCUCGCUGCUGGAGCAGGAGAAGCAGCGCAGCCUGGAGAAGCAGCGCCAGGAGUUCGCCAACCUGAAGAAGCAGCAGACACAGCACGAGGAGGAGAAGCGGAGGAGGGAGAAGGAGUGGGAAGUGCGGGAGAAGGAACUGGCAGAGCACGAGGCCGAGCUGGCCCAGCGCGAGGAGCAGGUGCAGAGGCUGCGGCAGGAGCUGGAGCGGGAGCGCGAGGAGCUGCAGGUGAGGAAGGCGGCCUACCAGCUCGACCUGGAGAGGCUCCGCACGGCGCAGAAGCAGUUGGAGAGGGAGAAGGUGCAGCUGAAGCAGGACGUGGAGCGAUUCGCUCAAAUGCGGCAGGAAUCCGACCACAACCAGGUUUCAAAUCUACAUGAGAAACUUGCAAGAGUCUCCUCCCAGUCCAGCACUGAUGAAUCCUCCAUGCAGAAGAACCCUUCCCUUCCUAAACAAGGGCACUUUGAUGCAGAACUGUCUGUCUCCCCCAAAAGGAACAGUCUUUCAAGGACACACAAAGAGAAAAGCACUUUCCAUUUGCUUAGCACAACAAACCAGACUAACAAGGCAGCUGAGGAACAGACCCAGAUGCCUACUCGCCUCUUCAGUUUAGCCAAACCAAAGGAGAAGAAGGAGAAGAAGAAAAAGAGCAGGGGACAUCGCUCCCAGCAGUCUGAUUCUCACUCGUCAGAAGCACCUCCAGAGGGUGAGGAGAUCUUCUGCUGAGCAUGGACUGUUCAGUAGUCACUCGUCGCAUUGGCACCGUGGACAUCUCCCUGCCUGUGACACAGCACCCAGCUGGUGCCUGCGCUGGACAAACACCU
Molecule: messenger RNA, 4418 nt
Organism: Cinclus cinclus
Lineage: Eukaryota; Metazoa; Chordata; Aves; Passeriformes; Cinclidae
Gene: AKAP13
Product: A-kinase anchoring protein 13
Exons: 30
Coding region: 1-4320 (1439 amino acids)
Biological process (GO): regulation of Rho protein signal transduction; adrenergic receptor signaling pathway; positive regulation of canonical NF-kappaB signal transduction
Cellular component (GO): membrane; actin cytoskeleton
Molecular function (GO): MAP kinase scaffold activity; guanyl-nucleotide exchange factor activity
Source: RefSeq, a predicted model, not a curated record